CGUACUUAUUCGAUUCCCCUUAUCCGUGGACCGUGGGGGUGAGAGAGCCACGGUUUUAGUCGUCCACCCCGUUGCUCACCGUCUCCCGUGUCUCCCCGGAGGGUUGGAAAGGAAGCUGGUCCAACACAAAGCAGGUGGAAAUUUUGGGACAAUGGAGAGCAAGAGCCGAGUGCUGAUAGUCGGAGUAACAGGAAGGCUCGGACGCCAUCUCGCCGAGGCAAGCCUAUCUUCAGGUCACCCCACUUAUGCUCUCGUCAGGGCAACGACGCUCACCUCCUCCCCUGAAAAGUCACAACUCCUUCAAUCCUUGGUUUCUUCAGGGCUCCAACUAGUGCAGGGUUCGCUGGAAGACUACCCAGUUGUUGUAGAAACGAUCAAGCAAGUCGAUGUGGUCAUAUCUGCCUUAGGUUCCUUUCAGAUCAUGGAUCAGAAGAACAUUAUUAGAGCUAUCAAGGAAGCUGGAUGUGUCAAGAGAUUCAUCCCAUCUGAAUUUGGUUCCGACCCUGAGAAAAUUCGCUUGCCGGAUCCUUCCUAUACUUUUCAUGCCAAGAAAUCUGAGAUUCGUCGAAUCAUAAGAGAGGAAGGCAUCCCUUUUACAUUCAUUUCCUGCAAUUAUUUUGCUACCUUUUUGCUUCCGUCACUCGUGCAACCAGGUCUAAAGUGCCCUCCAAGGGAUAAAGUCUUUAUUUAUGGAGAUGGAAACACUAAAGCCAUCUUUGUUAAGGAGGAGGAUGUUGCAGCCUUCACCAUAAAAGCAAUGGAUGAUACGAGGACAUUGAAUAAGACAGUUUACUUGAGGCCUCCAGGAAAUAUUCAGUCAUUUAAUGAGAUCGUACAGUUGUGGGAAGUAAAGAUUGGGAAAACCCUGGAGAAGAUAUAUGUGCCAGAAGAGCAGGUUCUCAAGAUAAUUGAAGUUGCUUUGUUGCAGAGAAUUCUUAUCCAAGCAACUUCGAGAUGGUGUUCAUAUAUUCAGCAUUUAUAAAGGGCGACCACAUUUACUUCAGUAUCAAGGAUUCAGGCGUGGAGGCAACUGAACUGUAUCCUGAUCACAAGUAUACGACAAUCAGCGAGUAUCUCGAUACCCUUCUGUGACAUGGCCGUAAUAUGUUUUCAGAGAGAUUGGUUUCCUAAAGCUUUUAGGAGAAGAAGCCAAUAAAAUUCUGCCGUUACUGAACUUUCCUGUCAUUAUGGUUGUGUGCAUCAAUUGGUUGUGGUACCUGCUGCAGGAGAGAGAAGCAGUUUUUCUAUAUGUUUCCCUUUUCAAUGUUUUGAACUUCAAACGCAAAUCCCUAUAAACCAUUAUUCUGUUGCAUUUGGGAACAA
Nymphaea colorata (pocket water lily) is the source of this 1323-nucleotide messenger RNA. Its product is annotated as phenylcoumaran benzylic ether reductase IRL1-like. The record is from RefSeq and is a predicted model, not a curated record. The transcript has 5 exons. Bases 152 to 982 code for a protein of 276 amino acids. Lineage: Eukaryota; Viridiplantae; Streptophyta; Magnoliopsida; Nymphaeales; Nymphaeaceae. Gene Ontology annotation, molecular function: oxidoreductase activity.